AUGCGACAUCUGAUACCAACGACUAAAGAGGUGGAUUCGAGGAAGGUAGCGAUGUUGUAUAUCGAUAAUGUGUGGAAUCUACAUAGGCUACCUGACACUGUCGUGUCCGAUAGAGGAACACAAUUCGUUGCGGAAUUUUGGAAAUCACUUUGCAAACGCCUGGAAAUAGCCCCACGAUUCUCCACCACCUUUCAUCCUCAGACCGAUGGACAAACCGAAAGGAUCAAUGCCGUAAUGGAACAGUAUCUUCGAAGUUAUGUCUCUUAUCAGCAAGACGAUUGGGUCCGGCUAUUAGCAAUGGCCGAGUUUGCAACAAAUAAUCAUGUUUCGGAAACAACAAGAGUCUCUCCCUUCUAUGCCAAUUCGGGAAGAUAUCCAAGAAUGACUUUUGGCCCCUUGGAACAUGGUAGGACGACGGUGGAAGAUCAGGCCAACAGCAUCGCAAAAGAGAUGAAGGACAUGGUGGAGUUUCUGAAGAGCGAAAUGUUUCGGUCACAAAGAAUACAAGAGGAGUCGGCUAACCUAAAUCGUUCUCCUGCCCCUCGUUAUCAUAUAGGAGAUAAAGUAUUCUUGUCGACCCGUCAUGUUCUAACAAGGCGACCCUCCAAGAAGUUUGAUUGGAAACGGAUUGGUCCUUAUAGCAUCAAACGAAUCGUCAACCCCUAUGCUUAUGAGCUAGAACUUCCCCGCUCCAUGAAGAUCCAUCCAGUAUUCCACGUUUCAUUGUUGUCACCUGAAGUGGGUAACCCAUUACCUGGACAACAACAGUCACCACCACCUCCGGUUGAGAUCGAAGGAGAGGAAGAAUGGGAAGUCGAGGAUAUUGUGGACUCUAGGAAACGAAAGGGUGGCUUUGAGUAUCUGGUAUGA
Molecule: messenger RNA, 870 nt
Organism: Morchella importuna
Lineage: Eukaryota; Fungi; Ascomycota; Pezizomycetes; Pezizales; Morchellaceae
Exons: 1
Coding region: 1-870 (289 amino acids)
Biological process (GO): DNA integration
Molecular function (GO): nucleic acid binding
Source: RefSeq, a predicted model, not a curated record